AUGGAAGGGAAUUUUCAAAAACGAGAUGUUGAAGAAGGGGAAGUGACAAAGAAAAUAACGGCUAGUAGUAGUAAUGCAACCAUACAGGGUGCUCAGGUAUCUUCUUAUAAUGCAAGGUUAUACUGGCCAGAUAUAAUAAAUACACCAGAGAAUCAAUGGACGUUCACCUGCACUGAGAUAAUAGAGAAAUUAAACACUCUAGGGACAGCUAAUAAUGAAUUAAAAAAAAAUAUGGAGACAUGUUUGAUGUAUUUUUAUAACAUGAAAAAAAAGCUGAACCUUUUUGACCACACUUACACGGCAUCAAGCAUAUAUUUUUUCAGAUUCUGGUAUGUGUAUGGUCUGCCUUCUUCACUAAUCAAUUGUAUUCACAUAUCACAGGCUAUUUUAGUCACUGCCUGUAAAACAAUGGAAAACAAUAGGCCCAUUGAUGUAUACGUCAAAUCCACAUGUGAAUUUAUGUUACAAAUGAUACCUGGUUUGAAGAACAAAUAUAAUAUGGAUAAACUCAAAUGGGAAGUGAGAGAUAAACUUGUAAAAAAUGAGAAAAGAAUUGUUUGUUCAUUUGGUUUCGAUUUAAAUAUCGAUAAUCCAAAGGAAAUGAUAGAAGAAAUGUUUAGUGGCUUUUACAGAUUCUCAAGAGAUUAUGAUCUGUCUAAUGAAUUCCAAGAAUCCUUCCCUAAAAUUUUACAAGAGGCUAGAAGUUUUAUAAUUCAGGCAGUCACACAACCCAUUUCGUUACUCUGCGAUGGUUAUGACUUUGUGUCCUUAGCAUUAAUAUAUUGUGGAGUACAAUAUAAGAGGAUGGUUGAUAAUGAAUUCAAAUUUCCGAAGGACUUCUUCUCGAAGAGGUUUCCGAGUAAAGUCACAUCAGAGAAAUUUGCAAACUUCUUCACUGAUUACAGAUUACUGGAAGAGAAUUUUUUCGAUCUCAAAAGUAAUAAAAAGGAGAAGCUGCAAAUAAGCAAAGAGGAAAUAGAUAGCAUAAUUCAGGAAACUCCUGAUGAACCAAAAAAUGAAGAAGAACCUGAAAGUGAGCUACUGCUUACACAAAAGAAUUUGUACGAUUAUAAUGCAAUUAAAUCAGGUGAGGUUAAGCAAGAACUCUUAGAUCACAUAAAAGUUAGAGUAGAUGCAUUAUCAGAGAGAAUUACAAAUGAGAGCAAAAAACGUUCAGCAACGGAAUCAACAGAAUCACCCUCUAAGAAAGCGAAAGUAUGA
Kazachstania africana CBS 2517 is the source of this 1221-nucleotide messenger RNA. RefSeq names its product Bur2p (gene BUR2). The record is from RefSeq and is a predicted model, not a curated record. Gene Ontology annotation, molecular function: cyclin-dependent protein serine/threonine kinase activator activity. NCBI's taxonomy places the organism in Eukaryota, Fungi, Ascomycota, Saccharomycetes, Saccharomycetales, Saccharomycetaceae. Gene Ontology annotation, cellular component: nucleus; cyclin/CDK positive transcription elongation factor complex. Gene Ontology annotation, biological process: regulation of transcription by RNA polymerase II; positive regulation of DNA-templated transcription, elongation. The transcript has a single exon. Bases 1 to 1221 code for a protein of 406 amino acids.